AGUUGUGAAUUUUCCCUUUUUCCUUAUAUUAUUGAUUCUAGCUUCAUUCCAUUGCGGUUGGAUAAGAUGCUUUGUGUAACUUCAUUCUUUUUUAAUUUAUUAAGAGUGAAUUUGUCACCCAACAUGCGGUCUCUCCUGGAGAAUGAUCUCUGUGCCCUUGAGAAGAAUCUGUCUUCUGCUACUGUUGGAUGUUGUGUCCAGUAUGUCUGUUAGGUCUAGUUCAAUUAUAGUAAUGUCCAUGUCCUCUGGUUUCCUGUAGCAUUUCUGGGUGGGCAUCCUAUCCAGUAUUGAAAAGUCAUUUGAAGUCUCCAACUGUUAUUGUAGAGCUGUUUCUUCAGUAUUUUUAAAUUUUGCUUCACAGAUUUUAUGGCUUUGUGGUUAGGAGCCCUUAUGUUUAUAAUUGUUAUAGCUUCUUGGUGGGUUGGCCAUUUUCUUAAUGUUUAGUGUCCUUUUUUGUCUCUUGUAACAGGUUUUAAUUUGAAAGUCUCUUGUUCUGUAUUAUUAUAGCCACCCCAGCUCUCUUUUAGUUACUAUUAGCAUGGAAUGUUUUUUUCCCUCCUUUCACUUUCAACCUUUUUGUGUGUAUGGGUCUAAAGUGAGUCUGUUUCAUAUAACAUAUAGUGGGGUCAUGCUUUUUUAUCCUUUCUGCCAAUCUUUGUCUUUUGUUUGGAGAGUUUAAUCCAUUUAUGUUCAAAAUAAUUACUAACACGAAGGGACUUACUUGAGUUGUGACAACCUAUAUGACAUGUUAUCUACCAGGGAAUAAACUGAUUGGAGUCUCAAUUCCCAGCAUUUUUAUUGGGGAUUGGUUAUGUAGGCACACUCUGCUUAAUAUAUACAAAAAUCCAGUCUCCCAGAAGCAGUACAGGGACUCGGCAUAAACCAUGCUUUUUGCAUAAAUAGUUUAGGCACCGUGAAGCACUUGUUAGGAUAGUGGACUUCUGCUCGAAAUCUCACUUCCAAGGCACAAGACAAGUGCCAACCUUGAAAGCCAUGUUUUCUAAAGAUAACCAGUCUCAGCCCUGCUAGGUUAACUCUUUUUUGCAUACUAGGUAGUAAACCUUUGUUAUGAGAAACCACUGUAGAUACUUUGUGUGAAGAAUUUUGCGGGCUGACACGUGAAGCUCAUUUCACACUUACACCAGGAAGAGGGGUAUUCUUAUUGGGCUUGAGCUCUACCAAACAGGUGAACUCCAGCAUUAGAGUUGCUGUGUGGUAGCCUUUUCUCCACCCCAUGCACGUGAACAACAAUGAAUUGAUGAUAUUUUUCAGAGAUAUGUUUCCUUUUCCCAGGGGUUGGGCCGCCAUGCUCCUUUGUUUACAGAGGGCAUGGAUAUGAGAGAAGCUUGAAGUACUGCCUCAAGAAUGGCUGGUGGCAAAUUGUUUCCUCCUGAAAUUGAAGAAAGAGGAAUGUAUGUUCUGAUGGAGGACUCAGUGACCUUUGAGGAUGUGGCUGUGGACUUCACCUUGGAGGAGUGGGCUUUGCUGGAUCCUUCUCAGAGGAACCUGUACAGAGAUGUGAUGCUGGAAACCUUUGGGAACCUCUCCUCGAUAGAUGAUGAGACUCAAUUUAAAGCCAAUGGGCCAGUUUCUCACCAGGAUGUUUUUGGGCAAAAGAUGUGCAAGGAACAGAUUAUAGCAAAUUUCACAAGGAAUGAUUCCAGUGUCUGCAUUUUAGGGAAAAAUUGGAAAUACCCUAACUUUGCAAAUCAACACAAAAAGCGGGCAAGACAUCUGCGAAAUCAUAUGGGGGAUGUAGUCUAUGGGAAUGAAAGUGGAGAAGCCUUGUGCAAGAUUCCAAAUCUCCAUCUGCACAAGAAAACUCCUGGAGUAAAUCCAUACGAAUGCAGUUUGUGUGGAAAGGUCUUCAUGCAUCAUUCCUCCCUUAAGCGGCACAUCAGGUCUCUAAAUUUACUCAAAACACAAGAAUAUCAGGGAUGUGGGAAGGUCCAUAGACGUGCCACCUCCCUAAGAUCAUAUGUGAUAAUUCACAAUGGAAAGAAACUAUACAAAUGUAAGGAGUGUGGGAAAGAGUUCAUUUAUCCCGCAUCCUUCAGAAGACACCUGGUAACACACACUGGAGAGAAACGCUAUGAAUGCAAACAGUGUGCUAAAGCCUUUGGUUGUUCCACCUCCUUUCGAAGGCAUGAAAGAGUUCAUACUGGAGAGAAGCCUUAUCAUUGUGAACAGUGUGGAAAAGCCUUCAGUUACCACCAUUCCUUUCGAAGACAUGAAAGAAUUCACACUGGAGAAAAACCCUAUGAAUGUCAGUAUUGUGGGAAAGCCUUCAGUUCACACGAAUCCUUCCAGGGACACGUGAAAAUGCAUGCCGGAGAGAAACCUUAUGAAUGUGACAAAUGCGGUAAAGCCCUCAGUUGUCCAAGUUCACUUCGGAGACAUGAAAGGGUCCAUACUGGAGAGAAGCCUUACGAGUGUCGGUAUUGUGGGAAAGCCUUCCGUUGGCUCCCGUACUUUAAGGGACAUGUGAGGAUGCACACUGGAGAGAAGAUCAGUGAAUGUAAACAGUGUGGUAAAGCCUUCAGCAGAGCCGCUUCUUGUCGAAGCCACGAGAGGACUCACACCGAAGAAAAGCCCUAUGAAUGUAAUUACUGCGGGAGAGUCUUCCGCUGGCACACAUCCCUUCAAGUUCAUAUUAAAACACACACUGGAGAGAAGUUGUAUAAAUGUGAAAAGUGUGGGAAAGCUUUCAGUUGGUCCACAUCCUUAAAAAACCAUGAUAAAACCCACAGUGAAGAGAAACCCUAUCAGUGUACUCAGUGUGAGAAAAGCUUCAAGUGGCUCUUAUCCUUACAGAAACAUGUGAGGGUGCACACUGGAUAGACACCAUAUAAAUGUGAGAAGUGUGGGAAAGCCUUCAGCUAGACCUCAUCCCCACAAAAAUACAUGAGAACUCAUGCUGGAGGGAGCCCUAUACAUGUAAAUAAUGUGAGAAAGCCUGAUGCCAAUGAAAGCAUGUAGAAUAGUCCAGAAAAUUCAUACCAGCGCAGAAAUUUUUCUGUAAAUAAGUGGCCAAUGAAAAAUUUCACUUGGUAUUUGUUGGGCUUUUCUUGUUCACCUUGAGUGGCAGGAAGAGGAUGUCACCAGUUAUAUAUAUUCUACCAUUUUCCUUGCUAAGAAGCCAUUGGCAUGUAUUUGCAAAUAGGUAAAGUUUAUCAAAGAGUAUAUUCUUAUGUGAAUUAUUUUCAUCUGUUCUUUGCUCUUUGUCCUUGCUUCUGACUAGGAUUUUGACAGCAGAUUUUCAAUUAGGGUGUGAGACCUGUAGUUUGAAAAUAAAAAUUGGAGAUGGCUCUUCUGAAUUGUGUUGUUUAACACACUAUGAGUAACAUUUGGUAGUAUGUAUUAAAGAAUUCAGUUCCUUUAUGUUUCCAUUAUUGAAUUCACCACUGUUCUAACUUGCAUAAGAUUCAGAAGGCAGAAGUAAAAAAAACUGUUACAGAUGUUUGGAGCUGUUAUAUAGGAGCAAGACAGCUAUAUAAGUACAUUGUGGACACAAGCUUCCAGCUCAUUUUCCUGACUUUUCUGCCCAUCAAGAACCCUCUUUUCCCUGCCCAUCAAGAACAGCCUCAAAACCAACACCAACUACUUGACUUCCAUUUUCUCAGAGAUGUAAUCUUCCACAAAAAUUUCCACUUGCUUCACAUGAAUGAGGUAUUUGAAGUUUGUAUUUUCCUGCAUAUACCCUAAUGUGUCCAGCAGGCCACUGAUUCCAACUGUCAUGGUUGGGAAAAUUAGUUUCGGACACCCCUCUACUUAGAUUGUAUUUGUAUGAGGUCUAAUUUAUAUGGAAAGCACCAUGUUCUUUUAAUACUGCUAAUGACUGUGUUCUUAACCUUAAAAAGAAAAGAGAUGCUCUGACUGCUCUGACCCAGUCCUUUUAUUUGCAAAUAACCACCAUUGUCAUAUCAGGCAGAUUGUUGGCAGUUCCCACCACUCAGUAGAAUGCAAUCUCUCUGUUUAUGUUCAGUUGUUAUUUUGACCAUGUGUUUUUUUAAAAGCAAUGCCCAUUUUUUUGUAAAAUAAAAGCUUCUGUAUGUGUUUCUCAGAAAUAUCAUAUCUAUUAGUGGUGUUUUCAAUAAGUUCAAAACUAACAAAUGUUCUUGUCUUUAAUUUUCAUUUGCUGAGGAUACGUAAAAAUGUCCCAUUGUGGUUAUGGAUUGUCAGUUCAACUUUGUAAUUUUGCAAAUAUAAGGAUUACUCUCUGAGUCAUUACCAAGCACUUAAUUGUUCUGACUUUUUUCUUUCAGGUAAAUUUUAUAUAGUUAGAAUUUUUGUUUAAAAUUGCUUCUUCAUCCUUGAUAGGAAAAACUUACAUCAUGGUUUUGUCAGUGCCCUCUAGACAAAGAUGGCCCCGCUCACACAUGUAGUCAAACAGAACUGGGUAUUUGAAUAGUUGGAAUCAGGAUGAACUAAGUCAUAAAGGACUGUGUGAUGUAUUUGUAGAGGAUGGCGAUAAUGCCUAUUACAAAAAUUGUGCUUGUGUUAGGCCAUUUGGUUGAGGAUUCAGGAAGACAAAAGUUGGCUCUGUAUUGGAUACCCUGAGGAGGCGAGUGUGAUUCUAUGAUUGAUUAUCAUAUUCUUUCUAAUUUACAAGGCAGAAAGAAUGCUGUGCAGCCAAAAAUAAUUAGGACCAGUCAUAUUAGCAAGAAUGGGAGAAGUUUGUUUAUUUUUGUCAUUUGGACCGUGUCUUGCUUUAGCAUUUUUAUUGUAGAGAGAGGAUCAUAGAGGGCUCCUGUUUUUGUCUUGAUGUAUCAUGAUCACUGAGUAGCUUUAGGUGAUGAUGGUGUGAGAAUUGUUUCUCCUGAACAAAGAUGAGUUGAACUAGUGGGGAGUGCCAGGCCACCUCGCAGUUAUCUGAUGCUACCGUUGCUUUUGUCACUUAUUAUCUAAACAACAAAAUGUUUGGAUACUCUUUUCUAUAGUGUAACUCAGUUAAAAUAUAUGUAAUCAUUUACUCCUUAGUAAACCCAGGAGAAUAAAUAUUUUUAAUAUCUCCUUUUUUGUUAGUGCAAACUUUUAUAUUUACGUAAUCUGCCAGAGAGCACAAACCUAUCAAGGGAAAAUAAAGGAUCACUAUUCAAGCUUUUCUAGCUCAAAUAUCAUAUUCUUUAGGUUCUGGAUAUAGAAGCAUCAAACGAAUAAGUUCUUGCAGUCCUGUUUAUGUUUGGGUGGGAAAAAGAGGCAAUAUUAACAAAUGGUAAUGCUUUUCAUUUUAAGAAGCAAAUGACGGCUUUGAAGGAAAGUAAACUGACAAGUGGGCUAAUAGGGAAUGCUGGGUAUGCGUUGAAUCUUUUUGCAGAGUAGCAGCAUCAGUGAAUGAAGAUGUCAUCACAAGUUCAUUUAUACUUCCACUGUCUUGUAUGUCUCAUAUAAAUACUUCUGGAACUGCACAGGCAUGUUUGUAAACAGUGUAUGGUGAUGUAGAGCAUGUAGCAUUUAUGGAGCUAACAGUAGUGAUAACCCCAUCAAACUGAAGGCAUAGUCAUGGUGGAGCUUCAGUUUUGCCAUGGUUAAAAGUUUUAGGGCAUGAUAAUGUGAUCAUGAGUUUGGGCAUGGGUAGCUGGCAGUUAAUACUUCCCAUUGCUUUGGACCCCGGGGUGUGGGUGUUUAACAUCCUUACGGAAAAAUUUUAAAUCGCCUUUUUGCAGUUUAAAUUGUCAGUAUGAUUUUGCAGCCAUACAAACUGAGUUAGAGAAUUUCUUUACCUCAGAAAAGCAUAGAGUUCCUGACACCUUGAGAAUGGUUAUGAUCACCUGCAUUCCUAUGAGCAGAGUGACAUAUAUGCAAUUCUACACUAAUUUGUCACUUGAAGUCCUGCAAGGGGUUAUGGAUGUUUUGAGAGCACAUACUGGGAAAUGAUUAAGGAGAGCUACAGAAGAUAUUUUGAAAAACACCCCAAUUGAGUUAAAAAGGAGGUACAUUUCACAUCUGCAAAUAGAAAAAAAGUUAAUGACUUUUAUAAAAAGGAAGCAAUGGAUACAGUUUGUUUUAAUGAUCCACAAAUCUCCAAAAAAGCUUUUUUAAAAAUUCACAGGUAUCAUUUCCAUAGGCUUAGACUCCCAGCACGAGAUACAGAAGAGCAAUAAAACAAAGUUUUGCCUUUCAUUAAAGAGCAAAUGAAAUCCAAUCUGUGUCCAUUUUUUCAAGGCUAAUGUAUUUUUAUGGCACUGUACACCCUCUUUUGGAAGAAUACAAUAAAUAAGCAAAUCAAACUCAAAACUGAUGGGAAAUUUUGCUAUAGUGAAGAAAUGGGGAGGACUAUAUGUGGGUGUGUGUGACAGCUCUGAGAACAAAGGAGAACAGUAAAAUAACCAUUUCAUAGCAGAGUGACAACAUGGUAAAGUUAGUGGAUCAGGGUAUUGGGGGAGGGGGGUCAGGGAAUGCUGGAGUUCUGUGUACGGGGUAUGUAUUGUUUUGCAACUUUUCCUAUAACUUUGAAUUUAUUUCAAAAUAAAAUUAAAAACAAACAGACAACAACAAAAAAUAACCAUUUCACAUAAUGUAGGAAACUUGAUACCUAAUUUGAUUAACAGGCAUACUCAGAUACUUCAGGCUCGGUUUCAGACACUGCAAUAAAGUGAGUGACACAAAUGUGUUUUGUUUCCCAGUGCAUGUAAAAGUUAUGUCUGUGCUAUACUGUAGUCUAUUAAGUUGCAGCGGCAGUGUCUAAAAAAACAAUGUACAUACCUUAAUUUAAAAAUAUUGCUUAAAAAAUGCUAACCAUCAUCUGAGUCUUUAGCAAGUCAUAAUCUUUCUGGUGGAGGGUCUUGCCUCAAUUUUGAUGGCUGCUGACUGGUACAGGGUUGUGGUUGUUGAAAGUUGGAUGGCUGUGGCAAUUUCUGCAAAUAAAACAAUCAAGUUUG
This is a messenger RNA of Choloepus didactylus (southern two-toed sloth), 6881 nucleotides long. RefSeq names its product zinc finger protein 555-like. The coding region runs from base 1366 to 2841 and encodes 491 amino acids. Gene Ontology annotation, biological process: regulation of DNA-templated transcription. NCBI's taxonomy places the organism in Eukaryota, Metazoa, Chordata, Mammalia, Pilosa, Megalonychidae. The record is from RefSeq and is a predicted model, not a curated record. The transcript is spliced from 4 exons.